Molecule: messenger RNA, 1728 nt
Organism: Rhizoctonia solani
Lineage: Eukaryota; Fungi; Basidiomycota; Agaricomycetes; Cantharellales; Ceratobasidiaceae
Product: Something about silencing protein 10
Exons: 6
Coding region: 1-1728 (575 amino acids)
Biological process (GO): maturation of SSU-rRNA from tricistronic rRNA transcript (SSU-rRNA, 5.8S rRNA, LSU-rRNA)
Cellular component (GO): small-subunit processome; nucleolus
Source: RefSeq, a predicted model, not a curated record
AUGGAAGAGCGAGAGGCAAGGAGGUUGCAGUUGAAGAUGAUUUCGGAGAUUGGGGAGGACGAUUGGGGCUACAAUGACACACAUGACACUGCAGAAGCUACCGUAUCCCUGUUAGCCGUACCGGUUGCACCCGCGCUUCCAACCGACAAAGCGUCGUUGAUGCGCCACAUUGAGAAGUACGACCCGCUUUCACUAGCAUUAGCACGGGACUGGGAAGACAUUGCCUAUCAGGUUAUUGAAACUAGUGCGGCAGUAAAACAGGUCGAACAAGAAAGUCCUGAUGAUCCCUCCCUUGGAUUAAUGCAUCUGCAUCAUCAAACACUCCUCUCGUAUGCCACCACCCUCGCAUUCUACUUGCACCUUCAAUCCACCCCAAAGGGCGAUACCUCAAACUUGUCACAAAAUCCAAAUCUCAGCCCAACAGAGACAAAGCAGCUACGAACUGAAGUCAUCUCGCGCCUCCUCACAUUGAAGCAAUCUCUUGCCACCCUCGAAGAUUUGGGCUUCGCCGCUGACGACGACGACGAUUUCGACGAAAGCGAUGAGGACAUACUCACAGACGAAGAUGGCAACAGCGAUGUUGAGGACAACAUACAGGAAGACAUCAGUCCAUAUGGUCUCAAACCAGGGGACAAAGUUUCGUUGGCGAGUGGCGGGAUCCCUCGCUUACAGAACCUGGAGGAGCCCUGGCAACAAGACAAGAUUACUGGAUGGAUGGAAUCUACUUCAUCGCCCAAGCCAGAGGUCCACAGGAAGAAAAAGAAGAAGGCUGAUUCAGAUCUUGGCCAACUUGAAGAGGGAGAACUCGAGGCUCUUAUGCAAGACGCUUUAGAUUUGGAGGAACCGACGGCAAUAACCUCCCCGCCAAAGAAGAAGAAGAAACUAGAUUUAUCAGAAUUCCCAGAGUUGAGCGAGAAGAAGAAAAAGAAGGGGACCACCCCAAAACCUGUGUUUGAUUUGGUUGAGCCCGAAUUCACGGCGACGAAGUCAAAGGCUACGCAGGAGCCAACCCCGGGCACGGAUGUGGAUCUUGAAGCGCUUGGUGAUCCAACGCAACUUAGUCAUACCGAUGCUAGUGAUAAGGCUGGGCGACGGAAAAGCCUUCGGUUCCACACAAGUAAGAUUGAAAGUACUUCAAAUCGUCGCUCGAACGCUCGCGCUGGUAUGGGUGGUGACGACGAUCUGCCUUAUAGAGAGCGUCGAAAGGAACAAAAACGACACGGCCUCGGCGAGGGGGGCGAUGACCUCGAAAUGAGCGAAGGUGGGGGUGCUGACACUGGGGUGGAUAUGGGUGCAGUGCCAAUAGGAAAGCGAAACCGCGACAUUUCUGAACAACUAGGAGAUGACGGGUCCGAAGGAGAAGAAGGAUAUUAUGAGCUUGUGAGGACAGCCAAGAAACAGAAGAAGGAGGAAAAGAAAGCAGAGUAUGAAGCUAUGAGAGCUGCCGAACGCAUUGAUCCUGAUGAAGAAUCCUCGGAAGGCCCUCGUUCACUAACUAGAACGAUACUCAAGAACAAGGGGAUGACGGCCAACCGCAGUCCUAAAAACAAGGCAGCACGUAAUCCUCGCGUCAAAAAGAAGAUGCAAUACGCCAAAGCUCAGAAAAAGCUUCGAAGUCGACAGGCGGUCUUCAAAGGGGGAGCAGAGGUUGCAGCCGCACGAGAAGGAAAAUACGAGGGAGAAAAGAGUGGUAUCUCUGGAAGGGUCGUCAAGAGUAUCAAACUAUAG